AUCAAUCAUCUUCUUCGUUGCUUCAAAGCCAUGGCGCCUUAUGAGAGACAAUUCAGUGACAAUUAUAUGUUGCUUAAGCCAGAAAAUGCAAGUUUAUAUGAUCUUGUCCGCUUUCUGCUUUCCUCUACAUCAGAAACAAGUAGAUUCAUCCAGCGCACGAAAGAGCAAAAGGAAGAUUUUUGUCGCCGAUGGGUCAUAUUCAUCUCCCUCUUUGUGCAGAAACUCCUCCUGUACUGGGGAAAGCCCAUGGUCCAAAUAGGAAAUAUGCUGGAGCUGUGGCUAAAUCUUCUUUCACGAAACGGGGGAUUUCUCAUGCUGUUGUUAAAUAUCUUAAAAGGAAAUUUUGUGUGGCCGGAGAGGUCAUCGGCAACUUUCACAUCUGUGGUCGGAAACCUUGAUCAAAGAGUGGAAUUAGACAGAAGCAUUAGACCUGGUAACCCAAAAUAUAAUGCAUCCCUUGCUAUGAUGGCCUCCAAAUUGGCAUACGAAAAUGAAGCAUUCGUUCAAACCACAGUCAGAAAUCAGUGGAGUAUGAAAUACUUGGGAUUCUACAACUUCUGGAACGAUUUCCUAGGACAACAUUCAACUCAAGCCAUGAUGUUCCAAGAUACAAGAGCUCAACCUAACCUGAUCGUGGUUGCAUUUAGGGGCACCCACCCAUUCGAUCCAAUAGCAUGGCAGACAGAUGUUGAUCUCUCGUGGUUUGAGCUGAAGGGGGUAGGUAAUGUUCACAGUGGCUUUAUGAAAGCUCUGGGCCUACAGAAGGACAAAGGGUGGCCGAAAGAAAUAGAAAAAGGAGGAAGUAACCAACCACAAUUUGCUUACUACGUAAUCAGACAAAGGCUGAGAGACAUAUUGCAAAACAAUGAGAGCGCGAAAUUUAUAGUAACGGGACACAGCUUGGGCGGAGCAUUGGCGAUUCUGUUUGUGAGCGUUCUAGCAAAACAUGAGGAUAAGAUGCUGCUAGAGAGGCUGGAGGGGGUGUACACGUUUGGGCAACCAAGGGUGGGAGACAAGCAACUGGGGGAAUACAUGAAGGAGAAGUUGAACAAGUACGAUGUAAGGCAUUUGAGGUAUGUUUACUGCAAUGACAUGGUGCCUAGGAUCCCUUAUGACGAUGAAACUCAUCUCUUUUAUAACCACUGGGCGCCGUGCCUCUACUACAAUAGCUGCUGCUAUAAUGGGGAGGUUCGGGACGAGCCGAAUAAGAACUACUUUGCAUUAUUAUGGGCGAUACCGAAGCGUGUAAAUGCAGUUUGGGAGCUGCUCCGGAGUUUCAUAAUCCCACAUACAAAGGGUCCGGGCUACAAAGAAAGUUGGUCAAUGAAAAUUGUUAGGGUGGUUGGAUUGGUAUUCCCAGGAGUUGCAGCACAUUGUCCUCAAGAUUAUGUUAACGCUACCCGAUUGGGAUCCUUACCUCAAGAUCUUCAAAGCCCGGUAGAUAUGGAGCCGCUGCCAUACAGAUUAUCCAUGCGGAAGGGCAAGAAUUAAUUUU
Molecule: messenger RNA, 1495 nt
Organism: Alnus glutinosa
Lineage: Eukaryota; Viridiplantae; Streptophyta; Magnoliopsida; Fagales; Betulaceae
Product: triacylglycerol lipase OBL1-like
Exons: 4
Coding region: 31-1491 (486 amino acids)
Biological process (GO): lipid metabolic process
Molecular function (GO): triacylglycerol lipase activity
Source: RefSeq, a predicted model, not a curated record